Fusarium graminearum PH-1 is the source of this 351-nucleotide messenger RNA. RefSeq lists its product as uncharacterized. Bases 1 to 351 code for a protein of 116 amino acids. The record is from RefSeq and is a predicted model, not a curated record. Lineage: Eukaryota; Fungi; Ascomycota; Sordariomycetes; Hypocreales; Nectriaceae. The transcript has 2 exons.
AUGCCUCCCAGACCUGCAAGACACACUGCUCGCUACGCAAGUAGGGAACCUGAAGAAACUGGUGGAACUCAAACUUCUCUCGUCAAACCUCAGUUACCGAAUCUCAGAGGAACCCCAAGUUCUCGGAGACAGUACACGUAUGGCGCUGCUGUUGAGCCACCCCCCAGAAUAGGAGCUGGCCUUCAACGCAUGGAUUUGCAGAGUGCUGUCGGCAAGGCUCUUGCGAAACACCCUGACGAGGACGAAGAAUUUGUUCGGCCAGCAAUACCAAAACAAACAGCUGCAAAGGCAGACCGAGGCACUACAAAGAAAGACAGCAGCAACGACCGUCACUGGACAUUUAGCCGUUGA